UUCAAACACGUGAAACGUCAUAACAAAACGGAGUGGUUUUAACUGUUGUACAUUAUUUUUAAUAACCAUGGCUCUGCUGAAGCAAUACGACGGGUGCCUCUACGUUGCUGUUGGAGACCAAAUUUUAAUACAUAACUACAGUGGGAGCUGUGCUCCAGUGAAGAGUGUUAAGUUACCAGAGAUCAUAAUACCAGAAAACCUGAGCGUGGGCCAAACUGAGGUUCUGAAGAGAGAGGACAAGCAAAUCAUUUCCCUAUCCGUGAACAAAGAGUACAUUUUAGCAACAACUCAGAAUAAACAAGUAGUGCUGUUUGAUGCUAAACUGCAAGUGAUAAAGAAUUUUGUUUUAAAUAGAGCAGCAAGUAAAGUUAGACUUGGCUCCAACAAUGAUAUCCUGAUUGCAGAUAAAACAGGAGAUGCUUUUGUCUGUGAGUUUAACAAGGAUACUCCAGCUUUGGUGCUUGGUCAUUUAAGUAUGCUCUUGGACAUUUUAAUUGAGGACAAAUACAUAAUCACCUGUGACAGAGAUGAGAAGAUCAGAGUUUCCCAUUACCCAAACUGCUACAACAUCUUGAGUUAUUGCUUGGGACACAAGGAGUUUGUUACAAACAUUGAAAUCUUCAAUGGACUCUUGGUGUCUGCAUCUGGUGAUGGCACAGUCAGAUUUUGGGAUUACAAAAGUGGAAGGCAGAUUGGCAUUGUGAACUGCAAUGAUUUUAUCAAAGAUAAAAAUGUAAUUGAGCAGUUCUGUUUGAAAAUGGAUCAAGAUAAUGUUGAGGUCAGGGCUUUGCCAAUAACAGAUAUGCAGGUUCAUGGAAACUAUGUUGCAGUGAGCUUGCUGGGUUUAAAUUACAUUCAAAUCUAUUCAGCUGUUUGGAGUGAGGAUAGUUUGGAUGUGAAACACUUGCAAAAUGUCAAUUUUGAUUCGCAACUUGUUAAUUUUAGUUUAAGGGAUAGAUUGAUAAUUUUAACCAGUGAUAAGUUGCUUUGUUAUGAGUGUAAAGGGGACAAAUAUGAGUUUCAAAGUGAUUUGAAUCAAUUUUAUGAUGACAACAAGGAGCUGAUUACUAAGAGUAGUAAGGAUGAUUUCUCUGUUUAUUAUAAGAGAAAAUUCGAUAAUGUUCAAGAGUACUUGGAACGCAAGAAGUUGCGUUUGGAAGGUGGUCUGAAUAAAUAAAGUUGAUUUAUUUUUUUAAAAGUA
This is a messenger RNA of Nicrophorus vespilloides, 1201 nucleotides long. It is a transcript of the gene wuho, whose product is annotated as tRNA (guanine-N(7)-)-methyltransferase non-catalytic subunit wuho. Gene Ontology annotation, molecular function: protein binding; tRNA (guanine(46)-N7)-methyltransferase activity. Gene Ontology annotation, cellular component: tRNA methyltransferase complex; cytosol; nucleus. The transcript has a single exon. Bases 68 to 1177 code for a protein of 369 amino acids. The record is from RefSeq and is a predicted model, not a curated record. Lineage: Eukaryota; Metazoa; Arthropoda; Insecta; Coleoptera; Silphidae. Gene Ontology annotation, biological process: RNA (guanine-N7)-methylation.